GGCCGUGCAGCAGCCCUGUCCUCCUGCCCUCACUCCCAGACGGCCAGCACCAGCUAUUCGUGCGGCCUGUGGGAGCACUGAGCAGUGUGGGGGCAUGGGCAUGCUUCUCCUGGACUGUUGACACCACCCCACCCUCCACCUCCAUUUCCUGGGCCAAUCACAGCGUGCCAGGUGUCGCCUCCUCACUGAGUCCCACAGUGCGGGUGUUGGGUAGGGAAGAGGCGAGGGGGAGUGGGGUGGUGCGGCUGGAGUGUAGACUGGAGUCAAUGAUGGGGGUAGAGGGGGCUGAAGUGGGUGCGGGCACCAAUGGAAGCACUUUCACGUGGCAGCCUUGCGUUGGCUCAUUCCCAGCCGCUCCCGACACACCACCAACCAAUCAGAGCACUGACAGCUCUACCCUCCCUCCCUGGCCGCCCUCCCCCUCUCAACUCACAGCUGACGUCACCCUCGCCUCUCUCCUCCCCUCUCUACCUGUCGACCCCUCCCCCUCAUUCCCCACUCAACCGCCACUCCUAAACCCUCUUCGCGACGCCACUCUCCCGGACGGAGUGUAUGCCUUCAGCGCACGGGCAGUGGAUGCAUCAGGCAAUGCGGACCCCCAUCCGCCCUCUGUGCAGUUUGUGGUCAAUGCUUGGGCGCUGGCUCUUGCUGGGAUAGAGCAAGGGGAGGAGGCAGAGAGUGAGGGUGACAGUGGGGAUAUUGCGGAGAUUCUUGAUGCUCCUGAGGGCGGAAGUGGUGGUGGUACAGCUGAUGCGGCAUCGGAUUCUGCCGAAGCUCCCUCCGUCCUGCUCUCUCGUGCCUUCCCAGUGGUCGUCAUUGCGUGUGACGGCCGCUGCACCGCCAUGCUGCCAUCUCGGUUGCUCCCUGGGAGUCCUCAACAGUCAGGAAAACCAACUCUUUCCAGCUCACUUGUCCCGGGCAUCAGCACAGGCGCCAGCACCCAGCAUUUUCCCUACUCCCGUCCGCAUCGUCAUCCCCAUCAUCUCCCUCUGCCGCUCUAGAGUCCCUCAUGGCACCCAGUGCUUCCAGCCAGCGAGGGCUUCAGGGUGGUGGUCGGGGGAGGAGAAGGGGGGUCGGGAGCCCUGGAGGGGGGUGUGGCAGCUGCGCACAGCCCAGCAGCACACAGCACAGAAGCAGACAAGGCAGACGAGACUCCUCUGGUGUUCCGAGUGAUCUCUGAUGUGGUCUCCUUCGCCUUCCCGCCUGCUUUACCGCCACUUGACGCUCAUCCUCCCCCUCCCGCUGGCUUGGAAACGGGGCUUGACUCCCAGCGGCUGGAUGCCCUGGGGUGUCCUCUGCUCAUGCUGCGAUUCACCAUGCCAGCACCUUGCGAAGCUAACAGCGGCAGCACGCCUUGUGGCAGCAUGCAAUUGCCGGGAGCUGAACCCGCCUCGACAGCAGGAUCAACACUAGUAGAAGCAGCAGCACCCAUCGCAGAAGGUUUAGCAGCGUUGGUACCAUCCCCAGAAGCAGCAGCAGCAGCAGCAGCAGCAGCGGCAGCAGGAUCAAUGCCACCAGCGGCAGCACCAGCACCAGCAGCACCAGCAGCAUCGACAUCAACAUCACCACCAGAAGCACUCCUAGCAUCAGCCUGCAUUGUCUUUCAGGCCUUCUCUCUGCAGGAGGUUCUCUCCUCCGCCAUGAAUGCCUCUCUCCCUGCACCCGAUACCAUCAGCAUCCUCUUCCACCCUCACACCACACCCACAUCCCCACCAUCCGCACCAUCCGCACCAUCCCCACCAUCCGCACACCAUCAUCAUCCCAAGCAUCCCUACCAUCAUCAUCCCAAGCAUCCCUACCAUCAUCAUCCCCAUCCCCAUCAUCAGGCACACCACCACUCCCACCAUCCUCACCUCUCCAGCCGCAUCGCUACCCCCGGUGGGCGGCUGGCAGGUGCUGGACUCCACUCUGCUCUGGCAGCAGGGCGGCCUUGCCACCUUCACUGCCCUCCGCCCUGGGCUCUACACUGUAGCCAUCAGAGAACGCAUGCUUGCGACUGACACAGGCAACCAACCGCUGUCAACUACUCUCAGCCAUCCCCCUCCAGCUGCAGACACAACCCCCCCCCCUGCAUCCGGCAAGGCUUGGGUGAUUGCCCUCGUAGUCUCGCUUGGUGUGGGUGCACUUGUGGUCGUGGUGGGGCUAGCUGUAUUCUUUGUCAGGGUGAAAAGCCGGGGCAGAGCAAAGGUCUCACCGCACCUGCGCAAGUGAGGACGAGUUUCUCCAAGUCCCCCCCUGCGUCCAGAAAGGCGUGGGUGAUUGCUCUCACAGUCUGGCUUGGCAUGGGUGUGAUCGUGGUUAGGGGACGGGCCAAGGCAAAGGUAGUAUCACCGCAGCUGCGCAAUAAUCACAAGCGGGAACAGAAAUGAUCAUAAUCAUCAUGAUUAUGAUACGAUUAUGUAGGCUUCUGGGGCUGCAUGGGAAUGGGCAUGACUGGUUCCUUCCCCGGCUGCUUCCUGUGAGGCCCUAGGAGAUUGCUCCUACCAUGCCCCGUCUUGGCAUUGGUGAAGCUCUGCUGCACUGGUUGCUGUGCUGUCUUGCAGCACUGGGUGAGCUUCUCGGCUAGGGUAUGAAAAGUACCCAAGUUAUUGGUGUCCCUUAUAACAAACAGUGAAAUUGAUGAAUAGAGAGAGAGAGUACACAAACAUAUACCUAACUGUUGUACUCUCUAGAAGAUGACCCUAUACAGU
Messenger RNA from Closterium sp. NIES-67, 2690 nucleotides. The record is from the annotation of a GenBank genome assembly. Lineage: Eukaryota; Viridiplantae; Streptophyta; Zygnematophyceae; Desmidiales; Closteriaceae.